This is a messenger RNA of Cynocephalus volans (Philippine flying lemur), 1215 nucleotides long. Its product is annotated as phospholipase A and acyltransferase 5-like. The coding region runs from base 1 to 1215 and encodes 404 amino acids. The record is from RefSeq and is a predicted model, not a curated record. NCBI's taxonomy places the organism in Eukaryota, Metazoa, Chordata, Mammalia, Dermoptera, Cynocephalidae. Gene Ontology annotation, cellular component: cytoplasm. The transcript is spliced from 7 exons. Gene Ontology annotation, biological process: N-acylphosphatidylethanolamine metabolic process. Gene Ontology annotation, molecular function: A2-type glycerophospholipase activity; glycerophospholipid phospholipase A1 activity.
AUGCCGCUUGCAGCAGGCCUAGGAAGGCAGGUCUGGGAGGGAGAGGUCCACCUCUCAGGCCCCAGCCCAGCCCCAGUGGCCCAGCAGAGCUGGCAGCCCUGGCUGGACUGGGCUGUCAGCAGAAACUCUGUGUCCAGGGGUGAGAAGCUGGCACUAACCCACCAACUAACUAGCGCCUCUGGGUCUGAAGUACAGGGCCACUGUAGAGGGAAGCCAGAGGCUGGCUCCUUGGGGCUAGCAAGAGUUCGUGGUUUCUGGAGCUCCUGGGAGCCCUCCCUGGGUCAGAGGAAGGGGCGGCAGCUUCGCCGCCCGCGGCUCCGCGGACCAGGGGCCGCGCCCUCGUGGGACUCGCCGGGCGCGUUGUCCGUUGCGAGGAGCCGGCGGGGCCGCGGCGGCGGUUUGGGCCUGAGCCGGAUCCCGGCAGCCGGCGGGAAGCUCCGCCUCCCUAGGUCGCCCCGGUCCCGCCCCAAACCCGCCUUGAGAGCCGCCAGCUCGGGGUCAAAGGACGACCGACACCCUGCUCCCGGACGUUCAGCUGCACAGCAGGGGGAAGAAUCGGUGGGAUCCCAAGCGUUGGUCCAGCUCCUGCCCAAGGAGCCCCGGCAGAGCACUGUAGAAAAGGGCCGAAGUGUCCAGCAGGGGGAGAAGCCUGUAGUUAACUUGGAGACCACACCCAGGCAGAAGAGAGCGGAGAUGGACUCAACACCCAAGCCUGAGUGUGAAGGCAAGUUAACAACGCGAGCCGCUGAGGGCAAAUCAAGACCCAGACCUGGAGACCUGAUUGAGAUUUUUCGCCUUGGCUAUGAGCACUGGGCCAUCUACGUGGAAGAUGACUGUGUGGUCCACCUGGCUCCUCCGAGUGAGGAACUUGAGGUUGGCAGCAUCAAUUCCAUCUUUAGCAACCGGGCUGUUGUAAAAUACAGUCGCCUGGAGGAUGUGUUGCAUGGCUGCUCCUGGAAGGUCAACAACAAUCUCGAUGGGACGUACCUGCCCCUGCCCGUGGACAAGAUCAUCCAGCGUACGAAAAAUAUGGUCAACAAGAUAGUGCAAUACAGCCUGAUCAAAGGGAACUGUGAGCACUUUGUCAACAACCUCAGAUACGGUGUGGCCAGGAGCCAGCAGGUAGAGCACGCCCUGAGGGAAGGAGCAAAGGCUGCAGGAGCCGUUAUUUCAGCUGUAGUUGAUAGCAUAAAACCCAAACCAGUGACUGCCUGA